UGCAAAUACCUGCACUCUCUAUUCUAACCUAUCUUUUCCAACCCCAAACAUGGCCCACCAUUUCCCACAGUAGAAGAAUAACCCCUGUUUUUAUAUUCCCCCACUUGUUCCCAUUCUCAUCCAACCCUCACAAACCUCCCUUAACCCCAAAUCUCAAUCCUCACCAUCCAAUCAUCAUCACUAUCACCACCCCACCCAAAAAAUAAUAUUAAUUAAUAACACCUCCUUCAGUCUCCCCAAUCUCAACUCUUUUUCAGUCUCACCCUCAGAUCUGAUCAAACCAAAACUAUAUGUUAUUACAUUUAUAACAACAAUUUCUUUCAUAUUUCAUUUUUACUAACUUUUUCUUGCAAUGGUGGAAGCACAAACAUGGACAACAAGAAGAAUGAGCAACCCAAGAUUACACACAUUAGACACAAACGACCAAUUACAAUUAGACAUACCACAAACACCACCAAGUGACCAAAGAAACAAUGGAUCCAACAUCAACAACAACAACCUAGUAACAACUUCACUUAUAAUAGCAUCAUGGUAUUUUUCAAACAUAGGUGUUCUUCUCUUAAACAAAUAUCUUUUAAGUUUCUACGGUUACCGUUACCCUAUUUUUCUUACAAUGCUUCACAUGCUAUCUUGCGCCGCUUAUUCCUACGCCGCCAUUAACGUUGUUCAGUUUGUUCCUUAUCAACAAAUCCACUCCAAAAAACAGUUUCUGAAAAUAUUUGCUCUUAGCGCAAUUUUCUGCUUCUCAGUUGUUUGUGGAAAUACCUCAUUGAGAUAUUUACCUGUUUCUUUUAACCAAGCUAUUGGUGCAACCACACCAUUUUUCACCGCGAUUUUCGCGUUUUUGAUUACUUGUAAAAAAGAAACUGCUGAGGUUUAUCUUGCUUUGUUACCAGUGGUGUUAGGGAUUGUUGUUUCAACAAAUAGUGAACCUUUGUUUCAUUUGUUUGGGUUUUUGGUUUGUGUUGGUUCAACUGCAGGGAGAGCUUUGAAGAGUGUUGUGCAAGGAAUUAUAUUGACUAGUGAAGCUGAGAAGCUUCAUUCUAUGAAUUUGUUGCUUUAUAUGGCUCCGUUGGCCGCGAUGAUUUUGUUGCCGGUUACUUUGUAUAUUGAAGGCAAUGUGUUUGCGAUAACGAUUGAGAAAGCGAGGAGUGAUCCGUUUAUUGUGUUUUUGUUGAUUGGGAAUGCUACUGUUGCUUAUUUGGUGAAUUUGACUAAUUUUCUUGUGACUAAGCAUACUAGUGCUUUGACUCUUCAAGUUUUGGGGAAUGCCAAAGCUGCUGUGGCUGCUGUUGUUUCGGUUUUGAUAUUCAGAAAUCCAGUUACUGUGAUGGGGAUGACUGGUUUUGGGAUUACAAUCAUGGGUGUUGUGCUUUAUAGUGAAGCUAAGAAGAGAUCUAAAGGUGCAUCUCAUUGAUGUUGGAUUGGUGAUUGGUGAAUGUGAUUAUGGAUUCAAUUUUUUUUUGGAUUUUCAUAAAGGCGUAAACGGGUAUUUCUUACUUGCUUCUUAUUAUUGUUAAUUGUUUGGGAAGUUUUGAUUUUGAUUCAAUUGUAUCUCUGUGGAAUUGGAUUUGAUCGGAUCAAGUUACAACAAUUGGACUGUAUAGGAAGAAGCUGAGAGGGAAAGGGUUAUUUAGUUAUGUUUGUUUUUCUAUUGCCGGCUGUGUAACCAUAUAAAGUGCUCGCUUCGAUGCCCUUUGGCAACAUACAUUAAUGAUUUAUAGGAAAUAUAAAGCUACAUUGUAUUUGGUGAGGGAGGAAAAUUCUCCUUUGCUUCAUUUUGUUAAUUACAUUGUCCAUUGUUUCA
Molecule: messenger RNA, 1807 nt
Organism: Medicago truncatula (barrel medic)
Lineage: Eukaryota; Viridiplantae; Streptophyta; Magnoliopsida; Fabales; Fabaceae
Product: probable sugar phosphate/phosphate translocator At1g12500
Exons: 1
Coding region: 353-1417 (354 amino acids)
Source: RefSeq, a predicted model, not a curated record